This is a messenger RNA of Drosophila willistoni, 2137 nucleotides long. RefSeq names its product NEDD8 ultimate buster 1. Lineage: Eukaryota; Metazoa; Arthropoda; Insecta; Diptera; Drosophilidae. The transcript is spliced from 5 exons. Bases 160 to 2025 code for a protein of 621 amino acids. Gene Ontology annotation, molecular function: protein binding. The record is from RefSeq and is a predicted model, not a curated record. Gene Ontology annotation, biological process: regulation of ubiquitin-dependent protein catabolic process.
GAAAUAUAAAUAAAUCAAAACAAAGGCAACUCAUUGCACGUGUGGCGAACAUUAACAACAACAACAAGAAUAAGAAGAACAAUCACAAGGAAUUCCAAAUUAGAAAAGUUCAAAACGUAAUUGCAUCAAAAAGAAGGAAAUGCCAAGUCAUUUCGUAUAAUGUCGCACAUUGACAACAUCUUCAUCCAAGUGAGGGCUCGCCUGCAGGCCGACAAGGUAAAGCUAUGGGAGGAGCCAUACUAUUCAGAGGAACUCGGUAGCAUUGAGGCAGCCAUGGAGAAUUUGGCUUUGAACUAUGCCCAGAAAAUGGGACAUAUUGAUUCGUCGCACUUGAAAUGUGUUCUCACCGAACUCCAGGACAAUGCCCUUCGCAAAUUGGCAUCGAGGCGUGAGUUCACGGAGACUGGAAUGGCCACCUUUAAACUGCGUCGCAUUGACAAUCUUGGUGGCACCACCACCAUGUUGGACAUUAAGUGUGAUCUGAAUGCUUUGGGCUUGCAAUUGCAGGAGAUCAUUGCCAGGAAGUUGCAGCUGAGCAAUGCCAACUAUGUGAAAUGCAUAUCGGGUGGCAGAAUCGUCGCCUCCAAUGUCACAUUAGCUGCCCAGCAGUUGCGCAACAAUCAACAGUUGAUGGUGAUUGUGGGCCAGCAGUCGGGUUCCGACAAUCAAAAUGGUGCUGCACUCUACGAAAGAAUUCAGAAGAUCAAGGAAGAUGUGGCAGCAAUGGUAUCAUCACAAAAUCGCAUGAUGGAGAUGGAAGAUCAGGAUGGGAAUCCAGUGUUUUUGCCGCCCGCUGAGAAUCGUGCCCUGCUCAUCGGUCUGGGCUACUGUGAGAAGGCGCGCUCAGCCAUGCGGCGAGAGGACUAUGAGGAGUCAUUGCUCUUGCUACUGGAGGCCGAUGAACAAUUUGCCAAUUGUAAUUCCAAAUUCCUGGAAUCUGUUGAUAAUUAUGCUCUGCUCAAUCUGGACAUUGUCUGGUGUUAUCUGUGCCUGAAGAAUGUCUCCCAACUGCCGGAUGCCGAGAGGCGUCUGAAUAUCUGUGAGCGUAGCUUUCGUUGCAGUUAUGGCGAGAACUUUAAUCGUCUGUAUGCUCUGAAGGGUCGCUCGUGUCCAGAGCGUGCUCUGAUCAUGCGCUUGCAACUGUUGCAAGGUGUUGUGUUUUUCCAUCAGAAUCGUCGGGACGAGGCAUAUGAGAGAUUCGAGUCAGCUGGCAGAAUGCUAAGUGAACUUAAGGUCAACGAAGAUCAGCUAAUGAUGCUGGUGGAGAUGGGCUUCGAUAUGGGUGAAUCGCGUUUAGCUUUGCGCUCCUGUUCGGGUGUUGGCAAUGUGGAAAGGGCUGUGCAAUUCAUUCAGGAGCGGCGUCAGCAGUUACGCGAUGCUCGGAAACAAUCCAAGGCGGAGCGUGAGCUGCAACGUCAGCAUUACAAAAAAGAUGCCAAAGAUAGUGACUGGGUUAAUCCGCGGAGUGUGUGCACUUUAAUUGAGAUGGGUUUCCCUCGACGACUGGCCACAGAGGCUCUUAAACGUACCAAAAAUGAUGUACCCAAAGCGGUGGAACUUCUCCAAAGCCAUUCAGGGGAAUUGGAACGUGCCGUCUUAAGUGAUAACAGUCAAAAUUUGUCUGCCGAUUCUGUGCAUUUGGCUGCACUGCAGCAAUUAGGUUUCGAAGAGGCAACUUCACGUGUCGCUUUGGAGAGCGCCAAGAAUAAUGUGGAACAAGCCAUAGAAUUUCUCCUGAAGGCCUUUCAAAGCGAGGAGGAGCUAAAGAGUAUGGUGAAACGGGUCACUCAAUUGGCCAAAGGCGAUAUAGCCCAAUUGGAUGGACCCUCCACAUCGCAUCAAGUGCCACCCCAAGGACCGCUUAUCCAUGCUGUACUCAGUAAGGCCAAAACUGAAAUGGAGGCAUACAAGGCAUAUAAACGAUUCAAUUCAGAUCUGUCACAAUCGGAUCAGGACUACUUGGACUUGCCUUUGAAUCAGGAAGAGCAGCUUUUGGCCGAGUAUCGCAAACUGCUCGAACAGUGAUUGUUUCUUUUUUUUUUCUUUUUUUUAGUGUUUAAGAUAAAAGUUUUUAAAUUAUAAAUCGAUUUCCUUGAUUGGGAAAAGAAGAGAACCUGUUACUGAGAGAAAACAGCAA